AUGGAGGCGAUUUUUCAUGAGAAGGUACAUUUUUCAGUCGAUUUCUUUCUUCCUGUAAACUUGCAAAUGUUUAAUCUUAUUCAUAACGACUAGCUUUUGUUUGUUAUACAGCAAGAAGGUUCUCUUUGUGCCCAACACUGCCUGAAUGCUUUACUACAAGGUAAACUUUUUCUAAUGUAAACCCGGUGAAAACCUCUCCUCAAAAAAGUUUAUUUCCUGUGGAUCAGCUGUAGAUCGUUACUUUCCUCAGUGACUAUAAUUCAUAUAAUGCCUAUCUCUGUACAAUGGAAACUAUUAUCACAGAACUCUUGGAUCGAUGCUAGCUCUGAAAGACCGGCAUAUCUGGCUGCAUAUGACAAAGAACCAAGUGCUACAUCUUUUGGAGCUUUGGAGUUUCAAUUUUAAUCUAAUUUUGAAGCCUGAGCUCAUUUUAAUUCAAUAGUAAUUGCCUCUUUAGAUGACAAUCUCCUUUAUCCAGGCAUUUCUAAGUAAAUAACUUAAACAGUGAGCAAACAUUAAAAAUGACUUCCUAGAAUAUAGUCCUUUUUUCUUGUCAACACAAAGUAGUUGAAGAAGAUGUCAAAUUUAUUUUCAGUAGCUUUUUCCUGAUAUAAUGACUGGCAGAAGUUCUUAAAAAUGUUAUCAAAGAAGUCCAAUAAUUAAUCCAAAAGAUCACAUCUUUUCACUCCAAAAAUAAUUUGACCUUAUGAUUUGAAGAGCAUUUUCACUUUCCAAGCUGGAAUAACUAUAUAUUGUGCUUUGUUUGCAAUGUAAGUUCUUUCUACAUGAUUGGGUGAAUUCCUGAAACUUAAGUUGAUCAUCUGUGAUCAUUUCAGAGACAAUAUACCCUUUUUGACAUAAAACAAAAUGAUGUUAUGUAGUUUAAAGGUGAUUCUAUCCUUUUUUUUCAAUUUGAAAUGUAGGCCCUUACUUCACUGCAGUAGACUUGGCUGAUAUAGCAAGACAACUUGAUGAAGAUGAAAGAGACAGAAUGGCAGAGGGCGAUGUCACAUCUAAUGAUUAUCAGGAAUUUCUAAAGGUGCAACAAGGAUUUUAUGUAGUGCUUGUAGAACUAGUUAAUAUAUUUAUCUACCAUAAUACGUGCACCCCAACCUCAUUCUCAGGGUCGUCCCUACCCCUCUUUCACUCGGGGUCUGAGUAGGAAAGGACCCUAGGAACGUGUUUGCGUGCACCCUAAUGUGCCUGUAUGUGUUAUCUCUGAUUUACAUUUAUUUUUCUUUGACUCUAACUCAUUGUGUCAUACAUUAGCUACCCACUAAAAGUUAGACUAAGGAUAAAAUUGAACUUCAAUAUAUCUAACCUAUAGUGUAAUAUACCAAAAUGAAAUGAAUGCAGUCAUAUUUAUGGUUAGAAUUCUUUCCUCUAUUUCAAUCAGCAACCUUCUUCAAACAUGGAUGACAGUGGAUUCUUCUCCAUUCAGGUAUCAAUGAAACAUUCUUUCAUUGGGCUGAGGGAGGGGGGGAGGGGGGGUAAUAUUCAUCUCACUCAGUGGUUUGGUAGGCAUUUUCAAACAAUAAUAUAUUAAUAACUAGUACCAAAGAAAACAGUCAGGUUUGUUUCCUGAUACCUUUAUAGCUACCAGAGGGUUUCUCUUGUGUGUGGUGGGGUGCUUCUGUUUGGAGCUGACAGAUCUUCUGCUGAAGGCCGAAGCCAGGAGUGGCAAAGAGGUGAGAAAAACCUCUGGUAUGGAGUUAUGCUAUUAACCAUCCAGCCUUGUGCAAGGUCUGGAGUUGGUGUCUUCAUCUCAAGCAUCCUACCACAUACAAGAAAUCACCACUGCUGCCCCCUUACAUAAAAUAUGCCUGGUAAUAUGCCUUGACAUUUUGCAGGUUCUGCUAUAGUUUCUUUAGAUUUAAAAGGUUCAAAAUAAUGACGUCAAAUAUCCCGCUCAAAUUGAACAUUUUCUUAAUAUAAAUGACCAGUUGACUGACUGUAAAGUAAAAGAGUAUUGCCAACAAUUUUAUUGUUUGACUUUGUUUUGUUUUGUUGUGUUUUUUUUUAGGUUAUAUGCAAUGCGCUUAGAGUAUGGAAUAUUGAACUGAUUCCUUUCCUUAGUCCAGAUGCUGGACAGGCAAGAGAAAACCCUCAGUAAGCUUUGGUACUCUACUGAAACUUUUUUUAAAACAAACAACCACAACUUUUAUUUAAACAUGGGUAGAAUUAAAGCUAAUACAGCUUAUGGGGCCAGGGGCCCGUUUCUCGAAAGUCCCGUUAACUUUUCGGGCCUGAAAUCAAAUAUUCAAAUCGAAAUAAAAAGAAUAAGAGCGCAGGUCCUGGCUGGCAAACAACUCCAUUUUGUUUCGUUAACUGAUAGUUUUAUCAUGUUAGAUGCAAAACUAUUGAAACCUCGAUCUUUAAUGGCAACCGAGACAGCUUACCGGGCCCGUUAAUUAUUGGGACUUUCGAUAAACGGGCCCCAGGUACAUAUUUAAUAACAUUAAAAACAUGCCAAGUAAAGUACAUAAUUGUCAUUAAGAAUCUAUACCUAAAAAGUAGAAAUUACUAAAAUACUUUUCUUUCAAGAAAAAAUAUAAAAUAUAUCAUAUACUAAUAAAGAGCUUUGAAUCAUUGAUCAUGUGGUAUUAAAUUGAUUAUUAGUCAAUAAAAGUCAUUACACAUGUUUUUAUUUUGGGUGAUUCAGCUGAGAAUCGAAACUGAGAUUUUUGAGGGUUUGAGAGUUUAUGGCCAAGUUUAUCAAUGGAGGCACUCCCUGGCUUACUACUGACGUGUUGAUGAAGCAGCCACCUUUGAUUAAUCUCAGGUGGUAACAAAUACCUCCUACUAAUAAAUAAGUUAAAGAUCCGUACUCAACUGGAAGUUAUUACAACCCAGUUUUGAAACUUUGGAUCACAGAUUGAUGGCCCAGUUGCUUUUUAUCCUGCAAAAAAUAAGUUCUGUAACUUUCAGAACAGACUCCCGUUGAGAAAACAAGGUCUGAAUGAUAUUUAAUAAUGGUUAUUGAACUGAGGGGAGUGCAAUUUGAUCUGAAAUCAAACUCUUUUAAAAUCAAUUUGAAAUCUCAAGUAUGAUUUCAGGCCAAAAUUGCAUGACACGUAGUUUUGAUAUUUUAUUACUCUUGCUUUUCUCAAACUAGAAACCAGAGGGCAUUCAUAUGUAAUUUACAACAACAUUGGCUAACAAUACGAAAGCUGGGUCAUCAGGUAAUGGACCAAAAUAAAAAGAGACCCUUGGUUUAAAGAUGGUCAAACCUCUCCUUACAGGCGGCUGUUCUGUAAAAUGAUGGACAAACCUGUAAUAGCACAGAAGCUGAGUCUGUCUCUUUGGUGUUUAUAUUAGAGUGGUUUGACUGUACCCUGUAAUAUGGUAAUGAAUGUAAAUUUUCAAAGCAGUGUAUUACCAUUAAAACCUGUUAAAUCAAGUAGAGCUGUUUGUUAUGAAGCUAGUAAUGAUACUGCUAUAGCCAAAAGAGAUGUCAAAAACGUUUGGGUUGAGAGUGAUAUGCUAUGCCUGCUUCAAAAUGUAAUGAUAGCCCUGGGUCCAGCUGCAUAAAGUAACCUGAGAUAAGAGGGGAAAUUUUGCCAAUGCUUUCUGCCCUUCACUAUCUUUCGUUUUGGCCNAGUUUUGAUAUUUUAUUACUCUUGCUUUUCUCAAACUAGAAACCAGAGGGCAUUCAUAUGUAAUUUACAACAACAUUGGCUAACAAUACGAAAGCUGGGUCAUCAGGUAAUGGACCAAAAUAAAAAGAGACCCUUGGUUUAAAGAUGGUCAAACCUCUCCUUACAGGCGGCUGUUCUGUAAAAUGAUGGACAAACCUGUAAUAGCACAGAAGCUGAGUCUGUCUCUUUGGUGUUUAUAUUAGAGUGGUUUGACUGUACCCUGUAAUAUGGUAAUGAAUGUAAAUUUUCAAAGCAGUGUAUUACCAUUAAAACCUGUUAAAUCAAGUAGAGCUGUUUGUUAUGAAGCUAGUAAUGAUACUGCUAUAGCCAAAAGAGAUGUCAAAAACGUUUGGGUUGAGAGUGAUAUGCUAUGCCUGCUUCAAAAUGUAAUGAUAGCCCUGGGUCCAGCUGCAUAAAGUAACCUGAGAUAAGAGGGGAAAUUUUGCCAAUGCUUUCUGCCCUUCACUAUCUUUCGUUUUGGCCAAUUUAUCCUUAUCAUGUUAUAAUCCUCUUUUGGCAUCUCUGACAACAAGCACUUGGAAUUUCUUGUUCUAAAUCACUUAACUGGCCAAUUCACUGUAUUAAUUAAGGUGAAAAUGUUAGGUUGUGAUGGUUAUUCAAGUUCCGUUAACUUUUGUUCCUUUCAGUGGUUUAAUCUCAACUCACUGUUGGCCAAACCAGAGUUAAUUUCAGAAACAUACUUGUCCUUAUAUCUGAAACAGCUACAAACAGAAGGUGAGAGGAGCAUGAAAUCAUGAUGGGACUAGCUAGGAAACAUUUAAUAAAUUGUUGCCUAAUACAGUGACCACUCCCAACCCCAACCCCACCCCCGUGCAUGUGCAUGAAGGUUAAUUUUCAUUUUUGGGAUUUGUCUGUAUUCUUCUGGAAAUAAUUUUUAAGAUGUUAUAUAGGAGUUUGAUAUUCAGUCUUUAUGAUCAAUAGUUUGUCAUGGCCAGUUUAGUUCAGUUUUAGUAUUUUAAGGGGCUGGAAUCAUUCAUUAGCGUUAAAACACUUUGCUGAUCAAGAUGUUAUUGGUAAUUUGAGAGUCCAACAUAAAUAACCAUUAACUUUCUGUCAAUCUUCCUUUUUAUAGGUUACUCCAUAUUUGUUAUCAUGGGAAGACUGCCAGAAAGUGAAGCAGAUCAGUUAUUAAAGCUUUGUCCAGCCAAACCUGAGAAAAAACCUCCUUCUAAAAUGACUUCGUAUCAAUUUGUAAAUAGAUCUGAUUUAUCGGCUGCCCUUCAGCAAGCAACUACAAUAGGUAAAAGAAACGUUUUUCUUUUUGUAGGUAAAGGAAGAGAAAUACCAGACCCUUUUAACUAGUAUGAAUAGAUAUAGUACUGAAGUCUGCUUGAUUUUCUCCUGUUUUGUUCUGAUUAUUUUGAAGAGCCAAUCAUUAACUUUUGUACAUCUUUCCUUAAGUAGAGAACUUUACAUGUGACAAAUUUUGAAAAUUUCUGCUGCAAUGUAUAGUGUCCUGCCUCGCUAUGUAUUGCUCCUCAGCAACCACUCAGUGAAUGCAAGGCAUUUUUUCAGUGAUAAGAGGGUACUUGUUGUGACCACCAACUCUUGUGGGUUUGGGUGAUUGUUUCAUUCAAGGUUGUACUGAUGGGCAAGGGUUAACUUUACUUCCAUAUUUUUUCCUGAAAGUCAUGGUCAUUAAUUUGUCAAUAUGAGCAUUGGCAGCCUGUAAUAUAAACCUCAUUUUUCUUUUAUUUAAUGUAUCAUAAAUCAGACCAACCUGUAGAUACCGAAGAAGUUAGAAGAAAGCGAGAGUUAUAUUUUACAAGGUAAGACAGUUUAUUACAUUUUCAAAGGAGUGAAGUGUUUCCAUACUCAGGGGGACCUAUUUUCUCUAUUAGGGAGCUUAAGCAACAACAAUGGCAAAAAGCAAUAGGUUAAUAGUAGCAAAACAACAACUUUGUAUGUGCAUCACUCUUUUUUGUACAUUUUUAGCCGUUGUUGCAUGACUACAAUGUGAAAGUGCCUAAUUUCGUGUUUUGUUGAGGAUAGGAACAGUCAUUAGACAACAACUUUCUUUUUCUUUUCUUGAACUUUGAUAGAGUCUUUAAGAAUUCGACUCCAAAAAAAUUUGCCAACAUUUGACAAAUUAAAUGAGAUGGAAUAUGCGCAAUAAAGUUUGAGGCAGUGCUAAAUCACCUUUUAAUAACUGACGUUUUUAGCCGUCGCUGUCACUGUUGCUUAAGUUCUCUAUUAUCAAUUUUGAAGAGUGGUCCACUUCCCCAUGACACUACUGAGCACUUGCUGAACCAAUCUGGCUUAUAAUCAUCUGUUUCAUAUUUUGGCAAAAAUUUGGUGCAUCCACCAGGCCUUAGGCUGGUUUGUAAGAGAUGUACAGUAUCUGCUGGGCAGUGACUUAUCUGGUGGGUAGGGUAAUCCUUUUACACUGGAGCGCUUUCUUGCAGGUCUUGGUAAUUACCAGGCUCAGUCAAGCCUGUUACAUAUUGAUGUGUUUACAUUCAAGAUCAGCGUUCCUGAGUUGCAAAGUUUACCAUUUGCAUUUGCAUUUGCCACCCCUAACAAGAAAUCCAAAUGUAGAUCAGAUUUUCCUUUAGCAACCACCCUUAAUAGGCCACUACCCCCCAGGCCUAUUGUGUAUACUGUAAAAACAUGUCACUGUACUUCUUUCAGGCAAGGAGAAAGCCAGACGGGCAAUAAUCAAACCACAAUACAAACAGAUGCACCUUCAAAUCAUCAGGGACCAAUAUCAGGUGAUAUUUGGUAAAGAAUGUAAAAUAUUCCAUGUCUGAAGGGAACCAGAAAGAAUCACUCAUUCUCAAGCAGACCACAUGCUGAAAUUCUUCUCUCCCUUGACCUUCCACUCUUCCUUUUUUUCUCACUGGUCAAUGGAGAUUGUUUAUAGGUACUUAUCCUUUUCCUUAGGCCGCCAGCCAGUGUAAAAAAAAUGAUUCGUAGUGUCAGUUUUUUUAAAAAAUAUAUUCCUAUUCUAGAAUACAGCCAUAAAAUGCAGCCCAAACAGAGUGUAAUAGGGAAGGCCACAGUUUAACUCUAUGAUAACUUUAAUCGAACAGAUAUUCAGCAUAUUAUCUACCUUGCCUUGCCUUGCCUCUGACUAAUUAGGCGCUGACCUAUAACUAAAAAAAAUGAUGACAAUCGCCAUCUCUUAAAAUUAUGCGCUUUGUUUUGAAUUAGGCGUAAAUGGAACAGUAAUUGACAAAAUCCUCUGACAACCACAUGCAAUCUUGACCAAAACUGUUAGAUCAAGCAGUGUUGGGAUUUUUACUUGGGGGUAGGGGAAAGGGGUAUCUGGAGUAAGUAGAGGGGUUGCAGGGUCCCAUAAAGAACAGCCUCUUCCCCAUCGGGGUACUCUGGAUUUCAAGUGACAGGGAUGAUAAAAUGGUGGGAAAAAAUCGAAACCCAAAAAAUGCCUAGGGCUUCCAACAAAACCCAAGAAAACCUCUGGACCAAAAAUUAACCCCCCAAAAUUCCAAGCCUUAAAAAUUUCCAAAAAAAGCAUUAAAUGAUAUAUUAAACACAAGAAAUUAAUUAGGAAAAUGAUUAAAUGUUAGUGUUUGUGGAUGGGAUAUGCGGGCACUAACAACAAACUUCAGAUUGUUUUGAAUGAGGCUCUGCCAGUGGGGGAGGGGAGUCCCAUGUCACUAGUCUGAAUUUUAAAACAUCUCAUGUCGGUGUUUUAAAUGCUUCAUGUCGCUUUCGGAAAUUGAACAAAAAUUCUUUGUCUUUGUCGGAAUUUUAGAAAAGGGGGGCAGUAGCAAUGCGUUGUAAAGAAAUCAUUACUGACAGUUCCGCAAUUUCUCAGUUAAAAUUGGGCGUAUCAAAUACCUAUACAUCACCAUUCACAAUUACGUGAUCCACGUUCAACAUUUUAAGGCUAACUGACUUGAUAAUCGUGAUAAUCGUGAAGGCACUGUCUCCCAGUAGUCGUGCAGGGUUGCUUAAAAUUAAUGAAGUGUACUGUGACGCGCGCUCAGGAGGUUCCACUGAAGCUAACUGACAAGAGACAAGAGACAUUCUCUGACUUCUCUGAAGCGCUAGGAAAAUUGAUGAAAAAUACUUCUUCUUGGCGUUCAGACUGGUGAUAAAUUAGCCAAACCACUGUUCUUUGACACUUAUUCAUGGCUUUGCCAUCACUGUCACAAUUUGGCCAAGGGAGGUUGUCUUUUAUCGCAAUUUCAUUUUACGCUCUGUCGCUACUUUUUGGGUCAUGUCGCUUGUCGGAAUUUAGCCUGGCAGGGCCUCUUAAAUACUAAAAAAGGCCCUACUUAAAUCAAGCCACCCAAAAAAAAUACUUCCCAAAAUUGAAAAAUUUGAUACCCAAAAAAAUCCUUGAACCAUCCCCCUGGGGCCUUUCUUCUUCUGUCCUUAUUUCCUCACAUCGUAUGGGACAUUUCAGCAGAGUGCCCUUGGGUGGCCAUAAAUGAUUAGAAAAUGGCUAUUUCUGCAGCCAAAGGGUUAGACUGCAAAACAGUCCGUAUUUUGUGUAUUCAAGUACGCGCAAGCAGUCAAACAAAAGGUCUGGAACGAGGCUGAAAACAGAAAGCGAGACUGGGGAGAGACGCUAAAAAUACAGACUGUCCGUUUUGCAUACGUUGUAUUCGUUCGAAUUACCCGCUUCUCCUGGCCACGGGCAAUUCCCAUUGGCUAAAUUUUGGUGCAAGCUGUCACCAAGCCGUCAAGUUUAAGACUCUCAUGCCAUGCUUUACCGAUUUCUUUACUGAUUUUGAGAAAAAAACCGACUGUUUUGCAGUCUACCAAAGGGUUUAGAAAGUGGGCAGAUUAGUCGUCUCUUGAAAAUCUCCCCAAGAGUUAAUACAAAGUUAAUUCCAAGUUUUGAAUAUCUUACAUUGUCUGAUGCUUGUCUUACUCAAUAUCUGUUAUUCCUCUUUGUUUCAGAUUUGACUGAAGAAGAAGUUCUCCAAAUGGCCGUUCAGCUCUCUCUUCAAGAGAUGUAG
Porites evermanni is the source of this 8593-nucleotide messenger RNA. The record is from the annotation of a GenBank genome assembly. NCBI's taxonomy places the organism in Eukaryota, Metazoa, Cnidaria, Anthozoa, Scleractinia, Poritidae.